Messenger RNA from Ilex paraguariensis (yerba mate), 1152 nucleotides. The record is from the annotation of a GenBank genome assembly. Lineage: Eukaryota; Viridiplantae; Streptophyta; Magnoliopsida; Aquifoliales; Aquifoliaceae.
AUGAGACUAUCUGGGUAUAUCCUUGAUCAGGUGACUUUUGUUGUUACCCACUUCAACGAUCCAAGGAUAUCAAGCGCAGAGUUGAGGGAUCUUCUUCUUCAAUCCAUUUCCGUCUUGGUACAAUACAAGGAAUUCUUGGUUGCUUUUGAGUGCAAUGAAGCAGCAGUUGAAUCAAUGCCGAAAGCAUUGUUAUCAGCAUUUGAUAACAGAUCCUGGAUCCCUGUAACGAAUAUACUAUUGCGUUUGUGCAAGGGUUUUGGCUUUGGUUCUUCAAAGCGUGGGGAAUCAUCGACAUCAUCAGUUGUUUUCCAGAAAUUGUUGCGGGAGGCUUGUGUCAAUGAUGAAGAAUUAUUUUCAGCUUUUCUCAAUCGCUUGUUCAACACCCUCAGCUGGGCAAUGACUGAAUUCUCAGUUUCGAUUCGAGAAAUGCAAGAAAAUUACAAGGUCAUGGAUUUUCAGCAGAGGAAAUGCAGUGUCAUAUUUGACCUCUCCUGCAAUCUCGUGAGGGUGCUAGAGUUUUGUACUCAUGAGAUACCUCAAGCAUUUUUGUCAGGGGCAGAUACAAACCUGCAUAGGCUCAUGGAAUUGAUUGUCUUCAUUCUAAAUUACUUAACUUCAGCAGCUGAUCCUGAGCUUUUCGACUUGUCACUUAGACGUCCUGGUCAAAAUCCAGAGAAAGUCAACAGAGGCAUGAUUUUAGCACCUCUUGCUGGUAUCAUUUUAAAUUUGUUGGAUGCUAGUACUAAGACAGACUGCGGGAAGCAGAAUGAUGUUGUGGGGGUGUUUGCUAGUAUGGACUGCCCCAAUACUGUUCUUUGUGGUUUUCAGUCUCUCUUAGAGUACAACUGGGCUGGAUCCUUCAGGGGAGAUACUUAUCUUGCAAAACUCAGGCAGCUAGAGGAAUUUUCAAACCUCCUGAUCUAUCGAGCUGAGUUGCGGGAGGUAGAGAGGACGAGACGUGGGGGAGAUACAGAUGGUGAUGACAGUGUUUGUUGCAUAUGUUAUGCGUGUGAAGCAGACAGCCAGUUUGUACCAUGUUCCCACAUAUCUUGCUUCGGCUGCAUAUCCAGGCAUCUCCUUAAUAGCCAGAGGUGUUUCUUUUGCAAUGCAACCGUUGUGGAAGUUGUUAGGACUGAUGCAACGACGAGUUAA